AUGCCAAAAAGUGUCGCAGAAUUGCAGGGCCAGCUCUUCAAGAGCCUUGGCCUAGGAGAUGCGUGCGCCGGAAACAAGGCUGGUCGCGGCCAGUCUUCCAACCGAAAGGAUCAGCGCAAGGCACAGAGAAUUCAGAAGAAGACCAACCGGUACUCCAGAGUUGCUCCAACGAAGUCGCAAGUCACCAAUACUCAAGGAAAGAAUGGGCCCGCACCCAAAUCUCGCCAGCAAAGAGUAGCGGCGGACAGCGAAGAGUCGCUUGGAGAAGACGAUGAUGAGGACAUUGAUGACAUUGCUGAUCCUUUCGAGGAAAGCGAUGAGAUCCUGGACCAAUCCGCUGAGGAUGAUACGGCAAGCAAGCACGGCAACAAAAUGUCUUCGGCGAUGAAGGAGAAACUCGCUAAGGACGACGCUGAAAUUGAAGGAUUUGAGCGAAAGCUUGGCAUCAAGAAAGGUCGCAAGUCUUUACCGCAGUCGUUCAAGGAGGACGGCCUGGAGGAGCUCAUGGCAGACUUGGCAGAUGAUUCCGAUGGGGACGAUGCUGAAGUCUCCGUGAACGGGGACGAGGACAGCAGCAAGAGGAAACGUGAAUUUGACGAUUGGCUUGCUGCAAAGCGACGAAAAACAGCGCCGAAAGCUGUACCUAAGGGUGGGAGGGAAGAGGAUGAAGGGGACUCAGAUGACGAGCUCAACGGCCAUGAUGACCUCACUGAUCUUGACGGUGAGGAGGGCUCUGAUUUGUUCGACGAAGAGGACGAGGACCAAUUCGAUGAAGAGGGUUCAUUUGGUGGAUUUGGAUCAAGCGAAGAUGAAGCACCGGCUGCUGCUCAACGACCACGCGAAAAUCCGUACGUCCCUCCAACACAGGGCAAUGUGGUAGCAAAGUAUGUGCCGCCAUCUUUACGCAAGACGAGGAACACACAUGACGAGAAGAGAGAGCGACUACGCAAACAAGCCCAGGGCUUGGUCAACCGGCUGACUGAUGCGAACAUCAUCUCCAUCGUGAAAGGCGUGGAUGAUUUGUAUGGCAACAAUGCACGAGGAGAGGUCACCGAGGUCUUGACAGACCAUAUUCUGGCCCAGGUUUGCAAGCCCGAGGCGCUGCCAGACCAGUUCUUUGUCCUCACAGGUGGAUUCUGUGCGGCUGUAUACAAGAUCGUCGGCUCCAGCUUCGGAUCCCACCUGGUGAGGCGUGUGGUUCAAGACUUUGGGCAGGAAUACGACCGAGCAAGCGCUGUGCAGGGCGAGGAUGCCGCGAUUCCCAAGGAGCCCUCGAACCUGAUCACCUUUCUCUCACAGCUCUACGUGUUCGAAGUCGUGCGCUGCAAGAUCAUAUUCGACUACAUGGAGCGGCUUUUGCUGGACUUGAACGAGAUCAACGUGGAGUUGCUGCUGCGAAUCUGCCGCAAUGGUGGCCGGUUGCUGCGCAGAGACGACCCCCAGGCACUGAAGCGCGUGGCCGAUGUCCUGGGAAAGUCGGUGGCAAAGGCUGAGACGGGCAGCGUCACCGUGCGGACCAAGUUCAUGGUGGACACUAUCAACGACCUGAAGAACAAGAAAUCCAAGGGCAAGGGGCUGGAUUCGAGCAUUGUCUCGGAGCAGGUCAUCAGCAUGAAGAAGCAUCUGGGUGAAUUAAAAUCUCAGUCCCGACGUUUGGACGGAUUGACCCCGAUGGGUAUGGAUCUUGACGAUGUCAUCAGCGCCGACACCAAGGGCAAAUGGUGGCUCGUCGGUGCCAGCGUACCGCCAAAGGAGUCUGAGUCCAACAAAUCGGAGACCAAAUCCAAGAAGGGGCGGAAGCAUGUGUCAGAAGAAGUUUAUGAUGAUGCCAAUGGAGAUGAGGAGGAUAUGGAUUUCGUGCUUCCUGAUUACCCCAAAAAGGCGCGGUCUCAGGGGUUGGGUUCACCAGCUCAAAUUGCCAUCUUCACGGCGCUGAUGACUGCCAUGGACUGCCAAAGGGGGUACCAACAUUACGUCAAUCUCGGACUCAAAAGAGAAGAGAAACGGGAAGUUGCCAGGGUUCUUGUGCAGUGCGUCGGCAGCGAAGCGGAGUACAACGCGUACUAUGCAGGGAUAGGCGAGCUCUGCUGCCGCGACACAAAGCUUCGAUUUGCUUUCCAGGCACGACUCUGGCAGAUCUUCCGCGCCAUGGGAGAGUCACUGUUCGGAGAGGAGGCCGAGGACAUGGACACGGCUGACAGCACACGAUUCCAGGAUGAGCCGCGCGUCCAGAAAGUGGCUCAGUUCUACGCCUCGCUGAUUGCGAGUGGCUCCCUCAGCCUCGCGAUUUUGAAACCGCUCAACAUGGCUGAGAUGGAGCUCUGGACAUCAUUCUUUGUCGAGUGCCUUAUCAUCAGCCUCCUCCAGGAGUGUAAGUCCAAGAGGACGGAGAGGGAGGAUAUCAAGGUGGAGAAGGCGUUCGGCGCGGCGAGGGACUUGCCUCAACUCGCCGCAGGAUUAGAAUGGUUCAUGAGAAAGAAGCUACGCAAGACCAAGGCUCUGAGCUCCAAGAGUCUGCUCGAGUUGGACCAGGUGAAGGCAAAGGCUAUGGCAGCCGUGCAAAGCCGAGGUGUGCUGGAGGAAUAA
Molecule: messenger RNA, 2586 nt
Organism: Emericellopsis cladophorae
Lineage: Eukaryota; Fungi; Ascomycota; Sordariomycetes; Hypocreales; Bionectriaceae
Product: Suppressor of glycerol defect protein-like protein
Exons: 1
Coding region: 1-2586 (861 amino acids)
Biological process (GO): ribosomal small subunit biogenesis
Cellular component (GO): nucleolus
Molecular function (GO): RNA binding; protein binding
Source: RefSeq, a predicted model, not a curated record